AUGCCGCCACGCCUCCGCUCCAAGCCUUACGGCCCCAACUCCCCCAACGCCGUUCAGGGCCUCCCUGACCCUGCUCCCCGUCGUCGCCGAGCGACUCGUUCUGCGUCUGCUCAACCGCAGGAAGACCAACCCGCCCCGCCUGUCCGCGAGCCCAAGACUCGCAAGACCCGUGGCAAGGCCGCUUCCCGCGGCAAGAAGAAGGCGACGCGCCAGACCUCCCCCCCCCCUUCUCCCGCCGAAGACCCCCAGCCAGAACAGCUGGAGGGUGAUGAGACCACCUCGGGUGCCGUCGUCCAGGAACUCAGUGUAAAGGUGGAGUCCCCCGAUGUCGAACUUGGCGUCAUCCAAGAACACGACGAACCCCACGGAGCCAAUGCCGACGAGCCUACCGUCGCGCAGAUGCAGGAUUUCCUGGCGCAGGAAUCGCGCAAUCCCUCAGAAGGACCCAGUGCUGACCAGUCUGUGGCCGAGCAGACUCGCCCAGACCUCGAGAUCCAGGAACAGGCCGCAACUCCUUCCGUUGAGAUCCCUGUCACUGUCCUCCCGUCAAUUGAGCCCAGUGACCCUGAGUUGACGACUCCAACUCCUGGAGUUUGUGAGUUACCUUCCUUCAUUUCUCUCCGUUUUCCCCCCUGCGUCUUUCUUCCCCAUCCAUCCACCCCCCGAGCUUCGACGCCCUCCAUCUCCACCAAGGAGCCCAGCAACCAACAUAGAAGUUGGUUCAUGUCCAAGUUGCGGUCUUUUUCCAGCUUGUGCACCCGCAGCCAUGCUGCACCCGUCGUGUCCUCGGCUGCGUCCGCCCCGUCCGCCACCAUCACUGCUCCCGCAGUUAGAUGGUCCUUGGAAAUCCCCGUAUUCAACCUGAACAUGGGCCACCCAGAAUCCGCUCUGGACGACAUUGAACUGAUGUCCAUCAUUCGUGCAGUGCGGACCGCCGGAACAGUACCAAGCCGCCGCUCCCACCGCCGUCCUAGAACCUCGCCGUCCCCUUCCUCCGAGCAGUCCCGAGUCCUGCGUGCCCAAGGGGCCACUCCGAUCCACCGGUCUCGCACGUCUUACGCCAGCAGGUCCACCUCUCGCCGCAUUGAGAGCCGUGGCAGUCUCGGCCGGACUCUGUACCGUCUUCCACAGCUCCUGUCCUUCAGCAAUCGACCCGAGCUCCAAGAUGACUCUGGCGAAGAGACGAAUCUUCUCGACGAGCAGGACUCCCUGAAUCUUCCCCCUGCGACUUCAGUUCCUGAGGCUACUCCCCCCUCGACCCCCAAGCGCGCGACCGCUGCCACCCCCGUGGCCCCUAUGACCGCCCCUGCCGCGGGUACUGAUGUUUCUCCAGGCUGGAGCAGAUGGAUCUUCAAUGGUGUCUCGAGAAGAUGGACAGUUCUGAGAGGCCGCUUCACUCAUGACCAUGACAAUGAGAAUGAGAACCAGCCAGCUGUUGCUGAGCCAACUGUGCCCAACGUGGCUGCUUCUUCCACUGAACCGGUCCUAGCUGCACCAGUCACGACAUUGAAACCCUCCCCAGCAGGCGUCCUCGGCCCAUCCAUUUCUCCUAAAGCCCAGAGAAUGGCUCCUCUGCUCCGAGGUCCCCCUUCUCCCCUUCCUCGUGUCGCUCCUCUACCUCGUCCAAGACGUCGUAGUAUGUCGUUUGUAGACACAAGAACGCUACUCGCUGCCGAUGGUUCUCCUUCUUCUAGCGAUGCUUAUUCUCACGAGACUCAGCGUGAAUUCGUCAAACGUCGACAAGCUGCUCGUGUGGCACUUGAAAAACAAAAGCAGGAGGCCAAAUCUCGCGAAAUCACAGCAGCCCAGUUUGCCGCUGCAGCUGCCGCGGCCGCGGCUCAUGAAGCUGCCCGCUGGAAGCAAUACGCUUCCUCUAAUACACCCACACUCCCCAGACCGUUCCCAGUUACCCCUAACAAGCCCAUAAAUCAAGCCCCUCUACCCACGCCAGCCUCUCAGAUUGACUCGGGUUCGCGCAGCAGAGCAUCCGAGGUGGCUGCCGCCCAGACUGCAAACCCACGCAAGCGGAGUCGUGGGUUCGGUCUUGAUGAAGACGACCUCGCCGUCCACGAGGAGGAUUUUACACCCGAAGAAUGGGAAACGCUCAAAGCACAACAGCAGAAGCGUACCCAGCAAUCGGUCCGCCGUCAGAGCACAACUUCUCAUCCAACCGAACCUCCCAUCCGCACCCCCGGUUUUAUCCCGAAUCGCCGAGGAACUCUUGCACCGCCCGAUUUGUCCCCAAUCGAUUCGAGCCGAUUGCUGACCGACCCUGACUCGCCUUCGGACCCUCAAACUCCUCCGGCCUCAACCCAGCCAUUGGAGACUCGUGAAGCCCAGAAAGCUGCCUCACACUCGCGUUCAAACUCCAGUCACACAACCACUGCGCAAAGCCGAGCUUCCUCUAGCUCCCAGACAGGUAUGAUUCUCAACGGUGUCUUUGUUCCGGAGCACCAACUCCCCAAUUGUGAUUUGAGCACGCAGGGGGCCUGGAGAAGAACCCCUUCAACCCUUCCAGACCUUUCCUGGCUCCACAGGAUUCCCACAACUUCCAAGGAGAGACGGGAGAAGCGAAAUAAGCCCUCCGCUUAUUUCAGCUAUCUCCGGUCAUUUACUCAGGCGCGUGAGGAACUUCGGCGUACAGAAGGUGCAGCGUUGCAGGCAGAGGCAGAAGACGCCAAAAAGCAGGCCGCGAGACGAAAAGCUCGAGAAAUUGCGCAGAAUGAAGAAAUCAACAGGCGCUGGCGUUCCCAACGUCGCGAGUCCGGUGCCUCCGUCGCGUCUCCCUCUGUUAGGUUCGCUGAGCGGCUCGAGACAUCACGGUCGAUUGAAGAAUUUGCUCUGGCAGCUUCGUCCCCAAUCCCAUCACCACGUUUACCCACCCCACCACGCCCCGCGAUCAAGCGAAAGCGGGCAUCUGAAGCGUCCGAUCCCUGUUCCCCUCCGUCGCCGUCCCCAAAGCCGCCUUCGCCGCCGCGGCCUGUAAAGCGGAGCCGGACUUUCGAGGCCCCAGAUCCUUAUGCAUCUUCUUCAUCGUCCCCAAAGACGCCUCUGCCGCCCGUGAAGCGCAGUCGGACUUUCGAGGCUCCGGAUCCAUAUGCAUCUUCAUCGUCAUCUUCUGCCUCUUCUGCUUCGCCCCCUUCACGUUCUCCCUACGAUGCAGCCUCGUUUUUUGCGUCUCUACGGCCUCAGCCGCACUCACCGCAAGGUGGCCCAUAUGUAGGGACUGAUGCUAACAGACCAACCCCCCAAUUAGCUGCGAUCCAAGAUUCCGAGCUCGGCACGGAAGCCAUCGAGGCGCAAGACCCCUCCCCACUGAGCCGCGCUCGCAACAAGGCGGAGCUGUUCAAGCCAAAAACUCCAAGUCGCCUUCGUGAAUCCACCCGGAUCCCGAAUAGCACCGCGUCGACACCGUCCGCUCCCGGGCUAUCUUCACCAUCAUUCAAUGGUGUGUCGCUGAAUAAUACCCCUCUCCGUUCUGACCCGAUGUCCAUUGAUGGCUCAUCAUUCCUCGCAAAUCCAGUUGCGACCCCACCUGGAAACCAAGUCUCGACCGCCGACAUAAUUUCUACUGAUGCUCGACGCGAAGAUGUAGCUCCUCUGGGCCCAGGGGCAUUUGCUUCGGAUCCACUAAAAGCCCCCGAGACCGAUAUAAGAGCGUCCUCGACUGCAGCGGCUCUUAACACAACAGAAAGCGCCGUGAACGAAGCCGUGCCUAGUCUAGCCGAUGAUGUUGCUUGGCUGUCGGAGAUAUUGCCAAACGGAAACUUCGAUGAACUCCAGUGGCCGCCACGCAGACGCCAUGCUGAAGUCUUGAAUAUCUGCCCGGAGGCCGAAGCGAUUGUGGAACAGAGUUGGCCCGAAAAGGGAGCCGACCUGGUGAAAUAUUUUGAGAACAUGUUCGAGGCCUACAAAGCCGCGCCUGAUGAGUUUGUUGUGGCACUGUGA
Molecule: messenger RNA, 3948 nt
Organism: Penicillium daleae
Lineage: Eukaryota; Fungi; Ascomycota; Eurotiomycetes; Eurotiales; Aspergillaceae
Exons: 6
Coding region: 1-3948 (1315 amino acids)
Source: RefSeq, a predicted model, not a curated record